Messenger RNA from Tuber aestivum (summer truffle), 777 nucleotides. The record is from the annotation of a GenBank genome assembly. NCBI's taxonomy places the organism in Eukaryota, Fungi, Ascomycota, Pezizomycetes, Pezizales, Tuberaceae.
GACAGAUCAGAGGGGCGCGAGUGCCGCCAUUUGCAGACGAGUGCACACACACACGCACGGCUACUCAUACAAAAAUCGAGGAUGAUGCAACUUCGAUACAGAUGUUCCAACCAUCACCAAACAAAUACGGCUCUCGCUUCACUAAGCACACAGACCCAAGCCGAAGAGGACCAAUUGAAAAUUCGUGCAUGCGGAAAAAUCCUGAGGCCACAAGCGGGGGUAGCCCGCGCGAGCGGAAACACCUAGGAAACAGCUAUCGGAGGGGGAAAAGGCUCGCAAUAGGGUACACGAUUGAUUGGCAGACCCCUAAUCUUCUGCAGCCAUGCACGACGGCGAAAAAAUCCGGCAACAAUAACUCAGUACCGCGGCAUUCGAUCAACAUGUGCUCCAUCCUACUCGUACAUGCCACAUAUCCUGGUAGGCCCCCAAAAUAUCGGCAGCCUUACACGUCCGACAUGGCCUCCGCAAAGGGGAGGGGAGAUUGGGUAUGUGGGAGCGGGAGAGAGGUCAGUAGAGUCAACCUCAGGGUCGCACCGGUGGCCUCUGUUCCGCCCCUAUCUGCACUGGCUAAUUAGAACGGGUUGGGGGUUCCAGUUUCCCUAGCGAUCGAUGGGGGACCGGAUGUUGGGCCGGAUGUUUGUCAUGUUUAGUCCAGAGACUAUUGGAAUCUUCCAACUAAAGAUCGAAGGGUAAUGUCGUAACGGAAGGUCGAACGUGGCAGUCAGGUACCGUUCAAGACAAAAAAUCGGGAAGCCAUUGAACUGAACACUCGAGGAC